AUGGCUAGAACUGUACAACGACUUGAUGAAAAGAAACAACUGUACAUCAAAGGUAAACUCUUUCAAUUAGUGCAUAAUGUAGAACUGGAAACGCUAAUUGAAAAGGAUGCUACUUCUGUACCUAUUGAAACGGUUCACUCCCCAGUAAUGUACCUCUUUACCUUGCCACUAAAUCCAGUACAAAAUACUACAAUCGUUGAAUCCACUAUAUCUGGACAGCCUCAUUUCACCAAUAAAGAAAUUCGCUCUCGACAACAAACUUCAUAUAUUUCAUCGACCACCUCAGCUAUCACACCUGCAGUGUCUCAUUUCACAAAUGCUAAAACUGAAGGAUUACGUAUUGAACCGACCACAUCGACUGUCACAUCUGGAGUCUCAUCAUACAAAUACAGAGACUGUACAUUCAAGUAUUACACCGACAACUUCGACUAUGACAAAUGA
Molecule: messenger RNA, 441 nt
Organism: Parnassius apollo (apollo)
Lineage: Eukaryota; Metazoa; Arthropoda; Insecta; Lepidoptera; Papilionidae
Source: the annotation of a GenBank genome assembly